UAUAAAAAAGUGUACCAUUUUCCAUUUUAUAUUAUUUUUGCGUUAUUUUAAAAAAAGCGGUUCAUCAAUAUCAAUAUAUAUUUUCUGCGAAGCUAAAAAAAAUAAAUAUAUAUCACGUUAGGAAUUUUCCGAGAUUCUAAUUAUUCGAAACUACUAUUGUUUCGAGAUUCUUAAAAAAGUUUUAAAAAAACGGCAAAUAACGAGGCAAUGUGCUCAACCCACGCUCACUGCAACGCCUUCAAUUCGUGUCUAUAUGAUGAUCCAGUGACUCCCAUGAACCCGAUGAUCCACCACAAUUAUUCUCUCGUCAACUUACUCGCUUCCGCCAACAAUCCUAGAAACGCGAACCAUAACGAUGGCGACGUUUACGACUAUGCUUACCGAAACAAAUAUUUUACGGUUCAUAGCCUGUCCAUGUUCUUGAUGGCCAACGGCAGUACUAAUUACCAAACUUACGGUAACCCUAAACCGCCAAGAAAACCGGUUAGUAAUAACCUAAAAACGCUUUUCGAAACGAGGUCAGACAAUAAACAACCCGCUUUUGUCAAUAACGAUAUCAGCGUUGUGACCGAUGAUCACAUUCUGAACAGUGUUACUUCCGGGAAAUCGAUCAUUUCCCCUAACAGUAGGUUCAGGGUGAAGCCCAUACCCGUCAAAUGUACCGAUACGUUUAAAAGACACAAUUCAUGGAAGGAUACCAUAAAAGCCGAUAUAAAAAAUAUUUUCCGAAAUGAUAACAAUAACACCACCCCGCUUACCGAUAUAUUGAACGAUUCUCAGUUCGUAAACCGUGAUACAAAACCAAAUCCGGUACCACCUUUCCCGGAUAUUCGAACGACAAUCCUAUUACCCAAUAGUAUCGAACCCGCGGAUGAUGGUCCUAUAAAAUUCCCCGUCUCGCUACCACAUGAAUCCGAUAAAAUUGACGCUAAAGAAAAUGAAAUCGUUUCGAACUUUAGUGCUUCCAAUAUUUGUUACCGCAAUGCCCGACCGGAUGAAAUCGUGCCUAUAUGUCAUUGGAGAGCCCAAGAAUUCGGUUACGGAUCUCACUGGGACUAUUUAUCCACAUUGUACAAAUGUUAUCCAGAUGGCUGGUUCGUGGCCGUAGAUCCAAAUGGACAAAUUAUUGGUAACAUAUUUGCCAUGAAUUUGGACGACGAUGUGGCCUUCGGCGGUUUGUUUUCGGUGAAGAAACCCUACAGAUGUAAAGGGGUUGGCGGUAAUCUCUGGGAAAAGCGUAAGCUAUUCGUCGGUCAUAGAAAUUUGGGCGUUAACGCUGUAGAAUCUAGAAUCGAGCCAAAUAAAAGGGUGGGCAUGCUCGUAGCCUUCAAAAUUGCCAGAUACCGGGCCAUAAUGCGAGCUGGUACAUUGGAUAAAAUUGUUUCUUCCAUCCUUCUCCACGACUCCGACAAUCCGAUUCUCGCCAAUGUAACUUUAUCGAUCCGUCGUCCUCAUCAAAAUCAAUUCGAUCCUCUUAAUAACUCUUUAUUCAAUAUGAUCAAUAAUUAUGACUCCAAGAUUAAUAAAGUGAGCCGCACGGCCUUUAUAACGAGUUUGAUUGAAUCCCAAGGAACCUCAACUAUAGUGGCCACGGAACAAGGGGGAAAUGGCGAGGAAACACUCCUAGGAUUCGGCGUUUUGAGACCGAGGUACAACGGCUUUACCAUAGGCCCUUUGUAUGCCAAGAGUCCGCUCAUAGGCAAAGCUUUAUGCUUAGAGUUAAUGUCACAGGUGCCAGUUUCCAGCAUAUUCGAUUUCAUGAUCAUUGAAAAUUGUGAUGAAGAUAAUGGUUCCCUUGUUUCUACUCAGGGCAUGAGAGAAAUCAUAAAAGAUUUAGAUCUACAAAGAGAAUGCACCCUUUAUAGAAUGUACACCAAGGGAAAUGUGGUUCUACCUUUAUCAGAGGUCUAUUGUAUCACGAGUUCGGAGGCUUUCUUAUGCUAAAGUGAUUUCCUAUUCUGCCAAAAUUAUUAAAUCAUACGUCAGAUUAUAUUUGUAAAAUUUAUUUAUUGUUUAGUUAAAUAAAAUAGCCAAAAAAUGGAAAAAUAUUUGCCAAUUAUUUAUCAAAUAUAAGAAUGUAUUGUUAAAUUAAAUAUUAGGCCUGGUUCUUUUGCCUUGUGCUUAAAAAGCUUUUAACGGCAAAUAAAAAGAUUGGAACUUUUAAGAUUGCAAACGUUUUAAAGGCCGCGUUAAAGAUAGUGGGCGAUCAGGCCUUAUAUUUGUUUUAUUUCAUUUUCAAACUAAAUCAAGUUGCUAUCCCGUAUAAAUUAGAAUUGUAUCAAAUAGUCAAAACAAUUUUUUUUAUACUAUUAAUAAUAGUUUAUGUAUUAUAUUUAGAAAUUUAUAUUGAUUUAAUAUUUCGACAAAUAGA
This is a messenger RNA of Gordionus sp. m RMFG-2023, 2371 nucleotides long. RefSeq lists its product as uncharacterized. The transcript is spliced from 4 exons. The coding region runs from base 208 to 1944 and encodes 578 amino acids. The record is from RefSeq and is a predicted model, not a curated record. NCBI's taxonomy places the organism in Eukaryota, Metazoa, Nematomorpha, Gordioida, Chordodea, Parachordodidae. Gene Ontology annotation, molecular function: acyltransferase activity, transferring groups other than amino-acyl groups.